AUGUCUAGUAGUAAAUUCGAAGAGGUUGUUAACAAGAUUGUCAGUGAUAGUCCUCCAGGGGAACUGAGGGAGAUAUAUGACGAUCUGAUCAAGAUCACAAGUGAAAACUCUAAAAAUACCAUUCUAGAUGCUAUCGAGAACUAUAACAUACAGAAUUGUAUUCCUAUAGACGUCAAUGGGAAGUCAAUAAUUGUUUCCAAAUACAAUAAAGAAGGAGCCAAGUUCUUUGACCCCAUAAAUUCCGUCAUUUUUUCAGUUAAUCACUUAGAACGCAAAGGUCUCGAUAUUGAACCGUACGAGUUCACACAUCCAAGUCUUGAGAAAGAACAGCUGCAAGAUUUACAUGAUAAAUUACAGAAAUAUCUUCUACUGAAUUUCUCAGGCGAUGUAAGUUUUGCUGUUUACCCAAUCCUCGAGGAGACAAACAAAAUCUCUAUUAUUAUUGUUAGCACCAAAUACAAUCCAAAGAAUUUCUGGAACGGCUAUUGGAGAUCGUGUUACGUUUACGAUUUGGAAACUAAAGAGUUAUCCGGUAGCAUCUCUACACAAGUCCAUUACUACGAAGAUGGUAACGUUAGUUUCCAAUCUGGGAAGGACAUUAGUCAAUUUGAUAUCGGCGAUGUUGUAAGCGCAAUAAAGGGCAUUGAAACAAGCUUUGAGGACGAACUGGAUCGUUCAUUUUUCGAAUUGAACGAAAAGCAGUUCAAAGCUUUAAGAAGAAGACUACCAGUUACAAGAUCAAAAAUUAACUGGGGCAGCGCGAUUGGUAGUUAUAGAUUAGGUAAGAACGCGGCAGAAGGAAAAUAA
Messenger RNA from Saccharomyces mikatae IFO 1815, 807 nucleotides. RefSeq names its product Cap1p (gene CAP1). Bases 1 to 807 code for a protein of 268 amino acids. The transcript has a single exon. The record is from RefSeq and is a predicted model, not a curated record. Gene Ontology annotation, cellular component: F-actin capping protein complex; actin cortical patch. Gene Ontology annotation, molecular function: actin filament binding. NCBI's taxonomy places the organism in Eukaryota, Fungi, Ascomycota, Saccharomycetes, Saccharomycetales, Saccharomycetaceae. Gene Ontology annotation, biological process: actin cytoskeleton organization; barbed-end actin filament capping.